This is a messenger RNA of Cyphomyrmex costatus, 2500 nucleotides long. RefSeq names its product coronin-2B. The transcript has 10 exons. Gene Ontology annotation, molecular function: actin filament binding. The record is from RefSeq and is a predicted model, not a curated record. Lineage: Eukaryota; Metazoa; Arthropoda; Insecta; Hymenoptera; Formicidae. The coding region runs from base 472 to 2094 and encodes 540 amino acids.
CGCCUUUGUCAGUAGAAGCGGAACGGUCGGCGUGGCUCGAUAGCGCUCGCCGCUCGGCUCUCGCAUGGUAGCUCUUGACAGUUCUUCUUUUUUGUGCGACCAGCCCGUCAGUCGGUUGAUCACGUAAUCGCUCCGAGCAUCACGAGGAAGGUGAAGAAAUGCUAAUUGCUCGCAUGGCGCAUCCGGGUUAAGCGUGGCGUGAGAGAACGGCUCGUGUAGUUGGUUGCAAUAUUAUCCACACCGGUGAUUCUUUCUCCUUUUUUCUUGUUUUCUCCCUCACUUUCUCUUUCUCCCCUCCUUCUCUCUCUCUCUCUCUCUCUCUCUCUCUCUCUGUCUCUCCAAUCACCUGCACAUGCAUGGGUCCCGGCUUGUCGAUUACCGCAUCCUCGUUGUGCACUGGCGACAAUCGUCUCACCGCACACGUGUACUCAUCGAGCACCGACCGUCCUGGACACCACAUCCCAAUCAGACAUGACCAACGAUAGACGGUCGUGGUUCCGCGGCGUUCGAAGCAGUAAGUUUCGACACGUUUACGGCGUGCCAGCCAAGAGGGAGAAAUGCUACGACAACAUCAAGAUCACCAAAAACGCCCAUGACUCGCAAUUCUGCGCCGUAAAUCCCAAGUUCCUGGCCGUUGUGACGGAGGUUGCGGGUGGCGGAGCGUUCCUUGUAUUAUCAUUGGAUCGUACCGGACGACUUGACUUCAACGCCAGCCGAGUAACUGGACAUACCGGUCCCGUUUUGGACAUCAAAUGGAAUCCAUUCAACGAUAAUAUUAUCGCGUCCUGUUCCGAUGAUUGCACUAUAAAGUUGUGGCAUAUACCUGAUGGCGGAUUGUCAAGGAAUUUGACCGAAUGGCUGGUGGAGUUGCAAGGGCACAAACGACGUGUCGCUUAUAUCGAAUGGCAUCCAGUAGCUGAGAAUGUGCUUUUUAGCGCAGGCUUUGAUCAUCUUGUUAUCGUGUGGGACGUGAAUAGAUGCGAGGCAGUGAGCGUUAUCGAUAGACAUCCUGAUGUGAUUUAUAGCAUGUCCCUAAAUCGUGACGGCAGCUUAUUGGCGACCACUUGCAAGGAUAAGAAAUUGCGUGUUUUUGAACCAAGGUCCGGUAUCGUAGUUUCGGAAGGGGUAUGUCACGCUGGCACGAAAGCUAGCAAGGUAGUAUUUCUUGGCAGUUCUGGACGUCUUUUGACUACUGGAUUUAGCAGACAUUCGGAUCGACAAUACGCGAUAUGGAGUCAACAUGACCUAACUGUUCCAUUAACGUGUGAAACAAUAGAUUCAUCCAGCGGAGUGGUUUUUCCAUUUUACGAUAAUGAUACCAACAUGGUGUUUUUAGCUGGAAAGGGUGAUGGUAACAUUCGAUAUUAUGAAGUGGUUAACGAAGCGCCCUGGGUGCAUUUUCUCAGUCAAUUUAUAUCGGGAAAUCCUCAGAGAGGAUUGGGGAUAAUGCCGAAAAGAGGCAUUAAUACCUCUUUAUGCGAGGUAUUCAGAUUUUACAAGUUACACGCGACUCGUGGAAUGUGUGAGCCGAUCUCGAUGAUAGUACCACGAAAGAGUGAUCAAUUUCAAGAAGAUCUAUAUCCUGAUACAAUUGGAACGUGUCCCGCAUUAUCGGCCAGAGAUUGGAUCAGUGGCAUGAAUAGCCCGCCAAUCUUAAUCUCUCUUAAAACAGGUGGGAGUAUCUCUACGCAUAAGCCACGAGUGUACAAACCGCCGCAAUUGCCUGCGACUACUGAUCUAAAUAACAAAAAGAAAUUUGCGUUCCUGUCUACGGAAACGAUACCAGAUUACAGACCGGUGGAAUUACACGAUAUGUCGGAAAAAAGCCAAAAAACAUCCAGCAAUCAAAGCACAAAGUUUCAACAACUUCAGCAGAAGUUUGGAAAUGUUACUGUACAGAAGAAUAUUAUAUCGUCUUCGCUUAAUGACAAUAAAGUUAUGGAGACUGUGGACGUUCCAAAUAAUGAAGCAGAACUUCGUUUGGCAUUGGCUCGUCAAACUGACGAAUUGAGACUGGUACGACGGCAGCUCGCUAAUAGCCAACUGCGUGUUAAGGAAUUAGAGGACCAAAUACGAAAAUUUCAGCGUCAAUAAAAUUUAUAAAUUUGCUUCGACAUCUGCUUUGAACAAGACAACUUAUAGCUUUACUACUACACGUGACUAUCAAACAAUACUUAAAGUUUCUAGAGUAUUUACGCACCGCUAAUAAUGAUAAAGAGCCUAAGUUUAUGAGAACUUUUAACAUGCUUAGGGGAUUUUAGCUUUGUCGUAUUUAUACACAAAGAAAUAUUUGCACACAAUAAUUUUUACUAACUUUUCUUAGAAUAUCUACAAUUUUUAUGUAGAAUAAAAUUGUCGCGUUAAUCACAAGGGAACAGAAACAGUAAGCUGCAUUUGUUACAUAAAAAUUGUACCUGUUUACGCACAUACUUAGAUGCGUAAGUCGGAUAUUAAGAAGUUAAGAGAAACACAAUACCUUUAAACAAAUGACGGCGUAAUA